UGUUCCGUGACAGAAGACAGUUUGAAGAAGACAAAAGGUUACGAGAAUGUGAAUUUCUUCACUGUGCUGGCGAGUAAACAAGACGGUGGACAAUGUAUAUCCUCCAGACAGAGAGGCGAGGCAGGCAAAUCAGUCUGAAGUGUUGAAGCGUCCAGAGAAACUUCUCCUCAAACACAGAGCUGCUCAACUUCCCUGCUCUCCUACAAUUCCUCCAGAGGGUCCCUGUCAGCAGACAGCCAACAUGUUCUGCUUCAUACUGUACCUGGCUGCACUCAGCCUGAUACCAGGUACUGCUGCAACAAACCAGACAUUUACCAGUUCUGGGGAGAUGAACAUCACCUCGUGCCCCAUCACCUAUUAUGGACAGAAAUAUGACAAAGUCUAUGUGGCUUUCGAUGCUAACAAAUUUGCCGUUUGCUUCAAUGGCUUAUACAAACCUGGAAUCAAAAAUGACUGUAUCUUGAUGUCUGGAGGGACAGCUGACAGAGGUGACCUGGCAGUGCUUACUAAAGAAAUACCCACUGGAUCUGGGGUUCAUAAACUUCUGCCAAACCUUAAGAACGCCGGGAAAUGUGUCAACGUAAUACCUUUAAAAGACAGUCAACAUUCGGAAAUUGAACAAGUUGAACUUGGCAACUUUGGGACACAAGCAAUUCUGGCAAUCAGGACAUAUUCUGGGUACCCACAUGUUGAUGUUGAGGCAGAUGCACAAGUCGAUGGUCUGACAGUUUCUAAACAGACAUUCCAGACAUCUGAUACAAGCAAAGGUGUCAUCACAGAUGUGAGUGGAUGCAGACUUUCAGGUGUUGUUUAUAAGACAAAUACGACAGUAUGGGACCCAAGCAAAUGCUCUACCGUAUCCUGUGAUGUGAAUGGAGUUGCUAGUGCCGUCAGUGAUUGUGGACCAAUGGAGCGUUGCCAGGGCGAUGGGAGUUGCGCGUCGAUGUGCUCUGUGACCGGCUCCACUGUCAUCGAUUUUGUUGGCGGAGUUCACUCUGUCCUGGACCGGUGUGGGUACACUCUGAUGGAGCCCUCAGCGAUCCCAGGCUUCCGGGUGCUGGGAGUUUUCCAGGAAAGACGCCGUAAAGAUGUUAGUUUUUUGGAUCGUGUGAUACUGCAGCUGGGGACGGCAGGUGUUCAGAUUUCCCUGGAACAAGGUGGCAGGGUUCAGCUGAAUGACAAAGUGCUGACACUCAACGCCACAGCUCAGGUGAUCCACGGUGUGGAGGUCUCCAGAGUCCAGACAGGAGUGACUGCUAAGAUAUCAGCCUCCAACUACACGGUUUCUGUCCUCUUUGAUGGUUACACAGCACUAAUCCACAUGACAGGACCAAGUGGAGGACACGUGUUAGGUUUAUGUGGCAAUUCCAGCAGGUCUUUGAUUCAAGAGAAGGUUACUGAACACUCUGCCGCCGGCUGUGAGAUACAGUAUGAUGACGCUGCUGAUAGUACAAUCAACUGCAACACCACAACUGAAUGGUGUAAUAGCCUGAAGCAGGCCCCCUUCACUGCUUGCAAUAAGCACAUCAACCCAGAACCCUUCAUAACUGCCUGCACACGCACUUUGUGCAAAUACCCUGCAGUGGAUGGCCUCAAGUGCCAGUUCCUGGAGUCCUACGCCAGGGCCUGCAGCCACCACAGCAAUGUCACGAUGGAGAGCUGGAGGUCAAAGACCAGCUGCCUUGCUGUCCCUCAGGCCUUCUGUCAGGACAGGUUCUGCAGUGCUCACGAGUUCUGUGGUGAGAGCAUUGGUGGGGAACCCCGAUGCCUCUGUCGGGCCAUUUUUGCCUCCAAGUACAGAUCAACAAGCACUUUUGGUGAGCCGACGGUUUGCGAGCACAAAUCUGCUUCGUUAAACCUGGCUAAUUGUCUCUUGGAGGAGAAAUACAUCGACUACUCUGUAUUACACCUCAAUGACCAGGCCUGCAAAGCUGAAAUGGACAACUUGACCCACAUGGUGACGUUCAACUUCGAUAGCGACAACACUUGUGGUACAGUGGUCAUUGCAAACAACAGUGAAAUUAUCUACAAGAACACCAUCAUGAGACGGAACAUCUCCACAUUUGGCCUAAUCAACCGCCAAAGCCCAGUGCUUAUUGACUUCUCUUGUUAUUACAGUCAGCCGGAUAUCGAGAGCUUUUCCAUCAAAAUCAAACAGAGCUCUGUGAUCCAGCAGAUGAUUUCUGGAAAAUGGAAUUACAAUCUGACCAUGACGGCCUACACCGAUGCUGAGCGCACAAACACUAUCCAGCCAAGCACCGACGUCCAACUGGACGAGAAAAUCUGGGUGGAGCUUAAGACGGAUGGGCUCGAUGAAAACAUGGUCGUCGUGGUGACUGACUCCUGCUGGGCAACCGAUCAGCCUUCGCCAAGUGGAAGCCUGAGAUAUGACCUCAUCAUCGAUGGCUGCCCUAACUCUGCUGACCAGACGGUGAAAGUGGAAGGCAAUGGACUGGGAACGUCCAACUACUUCUCUUUCAAGACGUUCCAGUUCACUGGCGAGACUGGUGACAUCUAUUUGCACUGCAUAUUGGAACUGUGUAUCACGCAGAAUAAUGCUUGUGCCCCGAGCUGCAGCCAGGGUGGGAGAAGGCGCAGAUCUGCUAUGUCAAAAUAUGAUGAAAACCCUGCCUUCAUCACCAUGGCCUGGACUUAUUAGGUUUCCCUGGAGAUUUGGACUGACCAACGAGCUGAAGACCCACAAUGAUGCCAUGAUGCUGUUGGUUUUGCCCUGAUGAAGAGUCUGGGAUCAGUUAUCAUUGCUGUGAAUCUAUACCAGCACAUAUAAGUGUAAUAACCAGACUCAUAUACUGAUCUUUUUCUAGCCUUAAAUUAGUUUGGUCUUGUUGUGGGUUUCUAGGGUAGUUUCCUCUGAGAUGGUGAAAAUGUUUUCUACAGCAUUGGAGAGAUAUUGAGUUUUUUAGCAGCUUCUGAUGCAGACAAAACCAUUAACUGUCAGAUUGCCUGGAAGAAAGCAUUCACCAUUACUUGAUAAGUGAACACAUAAACAUGGAUACUGUAAGAAUUCUGGGCAAAUGUUGUAUGAAAUAUGUUUCAAUGUGUGGCUCAACCUUUGGUAAUUUACAGACAAUAAAGACAUGCAAAGUUGAUUGUAUAAGGUUCUGUAAAUAUGCAUAUUAACUUUGAGAAGGAGGUGAAAGUCCCACCAUGUUCCUGUAGAGUUUUUUGUGAUUGCUGGAACCCAAAAAGGACUGAACUGGACUUGCACAGUUCUACUUGUACAGUUCUACUUCUACUUCUGACCAGGUUUGGACAAAAUUGCAAGGUCUUGCAAACAAUGUGGGAAUUGUACGACAUUAAAAUUUGCAACCUUCAGUCUGUGGCCUCAACA
This is a messenger RNA of Sebastes umbrosus (honeycomb rockfish), 3352 nucleotides long. RefSeq names its product alpha-tectorin-like. Lineage: Eukaryota; Metazoa; Chordata; Actinopteri; Perciformes; Sebastidae. The transcript has 19 exons. The coding region runs from base 242 to 2659 and encodes 805 amino acids. The record is from RefSeq and is a predicted model, not a curated record.